CAAUGUCAAGUGACAUUACCACAGACAAAAAUCGCAAAACAAACGUGCUGUGAAAAAGCCUAAAAAGCACCGAAAGGCAAUUUAUUUUGCGAAAAAAACUUUAUAAAUGAAAAAUGGCGGUGCGGCCACAGCACAUGCACGACGGUGGUAUUGUAGAGCGUCGGUUGCGACCAAUUUACGACUGGUUGGACAAUGGGAAUAAUAAGAAGGCGCUUCAGGAAGCGGAGAAAGUGCUUAAAAAGAGUCCUUCUCUGCAAGCGGCCCGAGCUCUGAAAGCCCUAGCACUUUUUAGGUUAGGAAAGGGUCCAGAGGCGCACGUAGUUCUCGACGCCCUGGCUGAUGAGAAGCCAAGUGACGACACCACGCUGCAGGCGAUGACGAUAUCCUAUAGAGAAUCUCAGCAAUUGCACAAAGUAUGCAUGCUAUACGAGAAUGCGGUGAGGGCUGAACCAACAAGUGAAGAGUUGCACUCACAUCUAUUCAUGUCUUACGUCCGGGUCGGAGACUAUCGGUCUCAACAGCGGGCUGCGAUGGCCCUCUACAAGUUUGCUCCCAAGAACCCGUACUAUUUCUGGGCCGUUAUGAGUAUUGUUUUGCAGGCCAAAACAUCAGAAGAUAACACUAAAAAAGGCAUCUUACUCGCCCUCGCCCAAAGAAUGGUUGACAACUUCAUUAGUGAGAACAAAAUGGAAGCCGAACAAGAAGCUCGCCUCUACAUCAUGAUUCUAGAACUCCAAGAAAAAUGGGAGGACAUCUUAAAGUUCAUUGAGAGUCCUUUAUACUCUCAGCUAGUCCCAGGAUCUACCGCCCAAGCCUGCAUACCAUACUUAAAGAAACUCGGUCAAUGGAAACGUCUCAACAUGGUGUGCAAAGAGUUACUAUGGGACAACCAAGACCGAUGGGACUACUACGUCCCGUACUUUGACUCCGUCUUUCAUCUGAUGAAGGAGAAUGAAGAAGACGCAGAGAACUCGAUUGACAAUACUGCGGAAAAGUGCCAUGAAUUUAUCUGUCAGUUGGUGGAGAGUAUGACAUCGGGACGGACGUUGAGAGGUCCUUAUUUAGCUAGAUUGGAGUUGUGGAAGCGACUGGCGGUAGACGGUGACCCUACUACCCUUAUUGGCAGUGGUUUGGCGUUAUGUGUGCAAUAUCUAAGGGUGUUUGCGAACAAACCUUGUGCGGUACCAGACUUGAGGCCUUACCUUGGCAUGAUACCUCAGAAGGAAAGAGAGGAGAAUUGUAGAGAGUUUUUGACGUGUCUCGGUUUUGAUGAGAACAGUGAACCUGAAUCGCCUGAUGACAUCCAACGCCACGUCUCCUGUCUAUCCGCAUGGCGGCUGGUGGCGGCGCCCCUGCCGGCGGGCGAAGCCCUAGCGCUGGCGACCACGCUCCGCGGCCACUACGUGCGCUGUCUCAACAAGGGGCUUGUCACUUCUACGGUCACCGAGUUCUGUGCUACUGACUCCUAUGGCAUACUCGCUGCUCAUCAUUAUUACUAUGCUGGAGUGCAGCAGCAGAGUUCAGCCCCUGUAGUGGAGGCACUAUGCUUACUGGAGCUGGUGUUGCACCACUCGCCAGCUAACUUCCAUGCCAAGCUGCUUCUAGUCAAACUAUACCAUCUGUUAGGUAACGCGCUAGCAGCUGACAGCAUAUACCAGCGUUUAGAAGUGAAACACAUACAACUGGUGUCACUAGGGUGGCUACACUGUGCCCGCUUAGCCCCCGCCUGCGUGGCUAGCCGGGCCCUGCAGCUGCUGGCAGACACCCGCACCUUCCUCAAACACCACGGCAAGGAUAGCGUCGAACACCUUACCUACGCCUACAAGUAUGGCACGUUCGAGAAGCUGGUGGAGCUAGGUCUGUGGGGGGGGCGGCUGCAGGCCUGCGCGUGGGGAGGGGCGGCGGCUCGGGAGCAGGCUCUGUUGGCUCAGCUGGCUGGGCCACCUACGCUGCUGCAUCAGCCCGCCCGGCUGCCGGCAGUGCCUACUGACAACCGUGAUUUAAAUGCGAUCGUAAACUUUGAGCCGCCUCAACUUCAAGACGAGAACUUAAAAGCCCGCACUUUUGACCAAGAAGUCUCCUACCUACGUCUCAAAGAUGGCCUUGUGUCGGCCAUCGCUCUAUGCAUAGAGUUGGCCGACAGUCGGCCGACGGAAGAGAAGAAGGCCCACUAUGCACUGUUGAAUACGUGCAUAGACAACUUUAGUGCGGCCAUGGAUAAGUGCCGGCAAGUGUACUGUGAGAAGGAAAGAAUUAGUAUAUCGGCGCCGUUCCCUUCUAGGAUUAUUGCAUUCGUAAACUCGCCGGUGCCAUACCGGGAGCUAUACAGCACGGUGCUCCGCCUGGUGGGCUCGCUGGCGCUGUGCCGCGCGGACGACGCGCACGCCGCCAGCGACGCGGCCGCGCGACUGCUGCCCCGCGCGGACGACCAGCUACGCGCGGAGCUGCAACUCGUCGGCGACGCUGUGUGGAACAUGCGGGAACGACUUGAGAGCCUGUCUAAUUAUCUAGAGUUCGUAGGUAUAAUAACGUUUUUGCUGGGCGUCUGCAACGAGCUGUUCUCGCCCGCCAACACCAAGAAAUCGAAGAAGAAAACGAGCCAGUCCCCCGAUGAACUCAAAACUUCAGAGCUGCUGAAUAAACUCAACGCAGCUGUACAGAACUCCAUCACUUUCAUAGAAAACAUACUAGACGAAUGGCCUAAGUACAAUUUCCCUAACGAACUGCACGAAACUUUCAGCAAAUUAAUCCUAGACGAAAAAUACCAAAGCCCUGUAGAAAAUAAACUCAAAAACGGACGCGACGACAUGCUCAACGAUGUUAGAAAUAUUCUCAAAAGAAAAUCUAAGUACCUUAAGAGUCUGCUACAAUGAUGCCUUGAGCUUAGUGCUUGUACGAAAUAAUUAAGUAUUGUUUUUUUAUAAUAAAUAUACAUAUCUUGUAAAUACUUCUGUCUUUGCUGUUCGUCGGUGAUUUGAACGUUUUAAAAACAGCUGUAUAGUUAUCGGCACGACUCUUGAGCUCUGACCUACAUCUGCGCAGAAGUGAUUUAUUUGCAAAGAACCGAUCCCAAGUGACGGCUAUGACGCGAUGCACUGCGGGCCAAUCACCGCUUUAGCCCGCCCCCGCGCCUCACUUCAUAACACAAAAGGGACCCAAUAAAUUACUUCUGCGCAGGUGAAGGUCAGAGCUCAAGAUUCGAGCCGAUAACUAUAAUAUAAUCAUACAAUAAUAUAAAUCUUAUUUCAUCAGAUUAGUUCAGGACUGGAUGUCAAUAAUUUUACAAUCAGUAAAAGCAAGCUGGUUUGAAAAUGUUAAAUAAAUAGGUAUACAGAAUUUUGCCUUAUUACGAAUGUUAAGAUACGAAAUAGAAAUGUAAGACAGUCAACAUUACAUCCAGCUUUCGAGCUUUACGAUCACGUAACCCCGACUUUAUACUCGUAAGCUGAUUAAAAAUUACGUAAGUGACUUCCGUAAAUUACAACUUCAUAGAAAUUGCAUUUGCAAAAGGACAAUGGGCGAAAUGUUUGGAUGUUGGUCUACUCCCCCUCUAGUAAUGAGUCAUACAUCAUUUGAAAGGUCUUUUCAAGCGUUACAUUUUGUACUAACAUUCUACUUAAUUCUUAGUACUUUAGAAGUUAGAGCUUAUUUUAGAUUAUAUUAUCGAUAAGUGUUUUCAGUUUUUAAAUCCCUUCUCUACUAAUAAAUUAUAAUUCACUGGAAAGGUCUUUUUAAACAUUUCGUACUAAAAUACCUCUAACAAAUUGUCAGUACUUUACUAGUUACAACAGAUUUUAGACAUAGUUAUUAUUUCACUAAACACGUUCUAACUCCCUAAAUACUAACAAAUGACAAUCGCCGCCAUACAAGAAAAUACUCUACAUAACACAAGCUUUCUAUUGAUAUAUCACUUAAUGCUAGAGGAGAGGUAGACCAAAACGCUCAUUGUCCUUUAUCGUAUAUUUACAUAAGCUUACCAGUGUAAAGUCGGGGUAAGGCUUUUAACACACUGACUUCGGACUCGAGAAGAGCGAUUUUAAUCCUACUUAGGUUUUGCGACAGUGUAAACGAGCCUUAACACAGUGUGCACCAUUUCGUUGAGUAUGUAUUCACUACUAGUCUUCCUGUCUUCAAAAUGCUGAUAAAAUAAAAAAUGUAUAAAGUCACUA
Molecule: messenger RNA, 4169 nt
Organism: Helicoverpa zea (corn earworm)
Lineage: Eukaryota; Metazoa; Arthropoda; Insecta; Lepidoptera; Noctuidae
Gene: psidin
Product: phagocyte signaling-impaired protein
Exons: 12
Coding region: 114-2873 (919 amino acids)
Biological process (GO): N-terminal peptidyl-methionine acetylation
Cellular component (GO): cytoplasm; NatB complex
Molecular function (GO): protein-N-terminal amino-acid acetyltransferase activity; protein binding
Source: RefSeq, a predicted model, not a curated record